Ziziphus jujuba (common jujube) is the source of this 2198-nucleotide messenger RNA. Its product is annotated as G-type lectin S-receptor-like serine/threonine-protein kinase RKS1. Gene Ontology annotation, molecular function: ATP binding; protein serine/threonine kinase activity. The transcript is spliced from 5 exons. Bases 87 to 2198 code for a protein of 703 amino acids. Lineage: Eukaryota; Viridiplantae; Streptophyta; Magnoliopsida; Rosales; Rhamnaceae. Gene Ontology annotation, biological process: protein phosphorylation; recognition of pollen. The record is from RefSeq and is a predicted model, not a curated record.
CUUUAGAACUUGAUGAAUCAGCUUGUUCAGUUUACCAAUUGGUACAUCCAUGGCUUCCCUUAAUUAAGCUUUAUAAUAUAAUAACCAUGAAGUACAACUUUCAUAUGCAAAUGUUUUCGACAAAAAGCUCUCGAACCUAUUUCAAUCAUUAUAUUAUGAAUUAUUUGACUCAUGUUAUGAUUCACUAUACAUUGCUUCAGUCCCUCAUUUUCAAACUUUGCACUUGCUUGGACACCAUAUCUAUAAAUACCCAGCCCAUCAGAGACAUAGACGGUGACGUAUUAAUCUCCAGUGGAGGAACUUUUGCACUCGGAUUCUUCAACAAAGCAAAUUACCACUAUGUUGGAAUUUGGUAUCACAAAAUUCCAGGGCAAACAGUUGUCUGGGUUGCUAACAGAGACAGACCUAUAAACGAUUCAUCUGGCUUUCUCUCCAUUGAUACUACAAGUGGAAACCUUGUACUCUACAAAACAAGCAGGAUUAAUCAAACAGUUGAGGUUGUAUGGUCCACAAAUUCUUCUUCAGCAUGUUCACCAGCAAGUGACUGUGUAGCUCAGCUAUUGGAUUCAGGCAACCUUUUUUUGCUCCAUAACAUCAAUAAACAGGUUAUAUGGCAGAGUUUUGACUACCCCACUAACACAAGGCUUUCAAACAUGAAACUUGGGAUAGAUCUAAGAACUGGAGUGAAUAGAUUCCUGACAUCUUGGAAGUCUGAUCAAGAUGAUCCAGGAACAGGAAAUUACUCUUACAGGAUUGUCCCAGGUGGGUCCCCUCAGCUGAUCUUGUACAAAGGUCAGAUUCCAUCGUGGCGAGCAGGUCACUGGAAUGGGAUUAGAUGGAGUGGUAUACCUGCCAUGACCGGUAAAUUCCUCUUCCAUGUGGGUUUUGUUAAUGACAACAAUGAGAUCAGUGAUAUGUGGGGUGUGUCCGAUUUGUCAAUCUUGUCCCGACUUGUUCUAAAUGAGUCUGGAGUGCUUCAAAUGUUUAUAUGGUACAAGGGAGCUGAGCAAGGAUGGAAUGAAAUGUGGUCAGCACCAACGGAUCGCUGUGACCAAUAUGGACGUUGCAGUGCAUUUGGUCUUUGUGAUAGUAGCAAUGCUGCACGGUUUGAGUGCAUUUGCUUGCCAGGAUACGAACCCAGGUCUCCUACUCAAUGGUACAUGAGAGAUGCAAACCAUGGCUGUGUAAGGAAGCCAGGGUCAUCGAUUUGCAGCAAAGGUGAAGGCUUUGUUAAGGUGACAAAUGUUAAGGUUCCUGAUACUUCUAAUGUCACUGUGAUUAGUAGCAGUUUGAGCUUGAAAGCAUGCAAGAAGGAGUGCUUGAGGAACUGCAAUUGCACAGCUUAUGCCAGUGCUAAUAUUAGUAAAGGAGGGAGUGGAUGUAUACUAUGGCACGGGAAUUUGACUGAUACCAGAAAGUUCACAUCUGAUGGUGGUCAAGAUUUAUACAUUCGCGUUGAUGAGCAAGAAUUAGCCCAAUAUGCCAAGAAACCAAACAGUAUGCUUGCCAGUAAGAGGACUCGUAUCAUUUUGGUAGUCUCUUGUGUCACAAUUUUCUUCAGCAUCACUUUCUUUGCGUAUUGGUUUUGCAAGAGGAAAAGAAAAGAAUCAUCCAAGGAGAAGAAGCUUGAUGAGAGUGAAAGACAUUCAGAUUUACCAUUUUUUGAUCUAAGAACCUUAAUUACUGCAACGGACAAUUUCUCUGCUACAAAAAAGCUUGGACAAGGUGGAUUUGGUUCAGUCUAUAAGGGUCAACUAGUUAAUGGACAGGAGAUAGCCGUGAAAAGAUUAUCAAAACAUUCAGGACAAGGAAUGGAAGAGUUUAAGAACGAAGUCACACUGAUAGCAAAACUACAGCACAGAAAUCUUGUGAGGCUUUUGGGUUGUUGCAUCCAUAAGGAAGAAAAGAUGUUAAUAUACGAAUACUUGCCGAACAAAAGCUUGGACUACUUCAUAUUUGAUGCAUCAAGAAGGUCCCAUUUGGACUGGACAAAGCGGUUCGAAAUUGUUAUUGGAAUUGCUAGAGGGAUCUUAUAUCUUCAUCAAGAUUCAAGGCUGAAAAUCAUCCACAGGGAUCUAAAAGCUAGCAAUGUUUUACUAGAUUCUGCAAUGAAUCCAAAAAUUUCAGAUUUUGGAAUGGCUAGGAUGUUUGGAGAAGACCAAAUCCAGGAAAAUACAAAAAGAGUAGUUGGUACAUAG